Molecule: messenger RNA, 534 nt
Organism: Daucus carota subsp. sativus
Lineage: Eukaryota; Viridiplantae; Streptophyta; Magnoliopsida; Apiales; Apiaceae
Product: lipid transfer protein EARLI 1-like
Exons: 1
Coding region: 1-534 (177 amino acids)
Source: RefSeq, a predicted model, not a curated record
AUGAGUUCAAAGUCUAGCCUUCCAUUAGUUCUUUUCGUGUUUCUCAACCUUCUCUUUUUGGGACUCGUAGCAAGCACCUCUGACUGCAUGAGUCCUCCAAAACAUUCAACACAUAAACACAAGCAUCAUGCUCAUAAGUCCAAGUCCCCUACCUCCCCUUCAAUGCCCGGUUCUAAUCCCCCUUCUGCAUCUCCAGCCACUCCACAACGAGCUCCAGGAUCCCUGGGGCCUCGCGUGAGUCCUCCUGUUACAUUCCCAAAUUUCAAAAAAUCAGGCACAUGUCCGAGAAAUGCAAUUAGGUUUGGGGCAUGCGCCAAUGUGCUUGGUGGCCUACUAGGAGUAGAAGUUGGAAACGCUCGGAAAAAGCCGUGUUGCAGACUAUUUGGAGGACUUGUGGAAGCAGAAUCAGCUGUUUGUCUAUGCACAGCUAUUAAAGCCAAUGUUCUGGGAUUUAAUCUCAACAUUCCUGUGUCAUUCGGCUUGGUUCUUAACGUUUGUGAUGUUCAAACUCCACCAGGCUUCCAGUGUGCAUAA